This is a messenger RNA of Brassica oleracea var. oleracea, 357 nucleotides long. Its product is annotated as auxin-responsive protein SAUR32-like. The transcript has a single exon. The record is from RefSeq and is a predicted model, not a curated record. Gene Ontology annotation, biological process: response to auxin. Lineage: Eukaryota; Viridiplantae; Streptophyta; Magnoliopsida; Brassicales; Brassicaceae. The coding region runs from base 1 to 357 and encodes 118 amino acids.
AUGGUGUUCAAGUUUCACUUUCCUCAUCUCCACAUACUCCAUCAUCAUAACCAUCAUCAUGUUCCUAAAGGCUGUGUUGCGAUCAUGGUGGGCCACGAGGGAGAUGAAGAAGGUCUACACAGAUUCAUUGUUCCGUUGAUGUUCUUGAACCAUCCUCUGUUCUUGAGGCUCUUGAAAGAAGCUGAAGAAGAGUACGGUUUCAAACACGCUGGUCCGAUUUCGAUUCCUUGCCGUGUCGAUAAGUUUAAGCAUGUUCAGGAGAUUAUCGAUGAGGAGAUUCAUCGCCGUCAUAGUCACGGUAACGGACACAACAACCAUAGCCACCACCACCACAACAACCAUCUGCGAUGUUUCUGA